This is a messenger RNA of Xenopus laevis (African clawed frog), 4627 nucleotides long. It is a transcript of the gene mtr.L, whose product is annotated as 5-methyltetrahydrofolate-homocysteine methyltransferase L homeolog. Gene Ontology annotation, cellular component: cytoplasm; cytosol. The record is from RefSeq and is a predicted model, not a curated record. The coding region runs from base 237 to 4037 and encodes 1266 amino acids. NCBI's taxonomy places the organism in Eukaryota, Metazoa, Chordata, Amphibia, Anura, Pipidae. The transcript has 33 exons. Gene Ontology annotation, molecular function: methionine synthase activity; metal ion binding; cobalamin binding. Gene Ontology annotation, biological process: L-methionine salvage; tetrahydrofolate metabolic process; homocysteine metabolic process.
CAGACGUUGAAGGAUAGUAGUGAGCAUGUAGUGAGCAUGCGCAGAGGAGCUGGGGGAAAGUCAAGAAGUGAAUCUUACAGGAAGCAGUUAGUGUGUGAGACGGCCAGACAGUUCGCUUUUGAUCUGCACUGAGAGAGAGAGAGAGCGCUGCGCUGCUGCUACCGCCACCGAUCCGCCUCCUGCUUUGCCGAGUCCAGCGAUACCAGAGGGCCGCGAGAGCCUGCAGAGCCCACACCAUGCCCCCCACUAUCCAACAUGCUGAGCCUUCAGGUGUUAGGAAGAGGAACCUGCAGGAAGAGUUGGACUCAGUUCUUCGUCAGAGAAUCAUGGUUUUGGAUGGUGGCAUGGGCACCAUGAUCCAGCAACAUACCCUGGGGGAGGAAAGUUUCAGAGGGCAGGAGUUUAUAGACCAUGCUAAAUCAUUAAAGGGGAACAAUGACCUGCUAAGUAUCACACAGUCGGAAAUAAUAUACAAGAUUCACAAGGAAUAUUUGACUUGUGGAGCCGAUAUUGUGGAAACGAACACAUUUAGCAGCACUAGCAUUGCACAGGCAGACUAUGGCCUUGAGCACCUGGCAUACCGUUUGAACAAAGUUUCGGCAGAGGUAGCCAGGCGAGCAGCAGAUGAUGUGACAGCUGAAACAGGCGUAAAGAGGUAUGUUGCUGGAGCUAUGGGUCCAACAAACAAGACCCUGUCUGUGUCUCCUUCAGUAGAAAGACCAGAUUAUCGGAAUGUUACUUUUGAUGAACUUGUGGAUGCCUAUGCAGAGCAGGCAAGGGGACUUCUGGAUGGUGGUGUAGACAUUUUGAUGGUAGAAACAAUAUUCGAUACAGCUAAUGCAAAGGCUGCUCUCUAUGCUAUCCAGAAACUAUUUGAAGAAGACUAUGAACCAAGACCUAUCUUUAUUUCAGGGACCAUUGUAGAUAAAAGUGGCCGAACACUCUCUGGACAAACUGGAGAAGCCUUUGUAAUAAGCUUGUCCCACGCUGAGCCGCUUUGCAUUGGGUUAAACUGCGCUUUGGGAGCUAUCGAAAUGAGACCUUUUAUUGAAGCCAUUGGGAAAUGCACAACAUCCUAUGUCAUCUGUUAUCCAAAUGCAGGUCUUCCCAACACAUUUGGUGGCUAUGAUGAAACACCUGAAGUCACAGCUAAACAUAUAAAGGAUUUUGCACUGGAUGGUUUGGUGAAUAUUGUUGGUGGCUGCUGCGGAACUACACCGGCUCACAUCAGAGAGAUUUCAGAAGCCGUUAAGAACUGUAAACCACGAAUUCCCCCUACAUCAGUAUUUGAUGGUUAUAUGCUACUCUCGGGUUUAGAGCCCUUUAGGAUUGGACCGUAUACAAAUUUCGUCAAUAUAGGAGAGCGCUGUAAUGUAGCUGGGUCGAGAAAGUUCGCCAAGCUAAUCAUGUCAGGCAAUUAUGAGGAGGCUCUGUCUGUUGCCAAGGCUCAAGUGGAGAUGGGAGCUCAGAUUCUGGAUAUUAAUGUGGAUGAUGGAAUGCUGGACGGCCCAACUGCAAUGGCCAGAUUUUGUAAUUAUGUAGCCUCAGAGCCAGACAUAGCCAAGGUACCCUUGUGCAUUGACUCCUCCAAUUUUGAAGUCAUAGAGGCUGGAUUGAAAUGCUGUCAGGGAAAAUGCAUUGUAAACAGCAUCAGUCUGAAGGAAGGAGAGGAAGACUACCUUGCAAAGGCCAAAAAAAUUAAGCAGUUUGGUGGUGCUGUGGUGAUCAUGGCUUUUGAUGAAGUGGGGCAGGCCACAGACACGGAGACUAAAGUCAGUGUGUGUACAAGAGCUUAUAACCUGCUGGUCGAGAAGUUGAAUUUCAACCCCAAUGACAUCAUCUUUGACCCAAACAUCCUAACAAUUGGCACUGGCAUGGAAGAACAUGAUAAAUAUGCUAUUCAUUUUAUUGAAGCCACCAAAAUGAUUAAGGAAUCUUUAAAAGGUGCUAGAGUAAGCGGGGGCCUCUCCAAUCUUUCUUUUUCAUUCCGUGGAAUGGAAGCCAUCAGAGAAUCCAUGCAUGGAGUCUUUCUGUACCAUGCCAUAAAGGCUGGCAUGGAUAUGGGAAUAGUGAACGCUGGGAACCUUCCAGUUUAUGAUGAUAUUGACAAAGAGCUCCUCAAUCUGUGUGAAGAUCUAAUCUGGAACAGAGAUCCUGAUGGAACAGAGAAGCUCUUAAAAUAUGCUCAGACAAAGGCUAAAGGUGGUAAGAAAGUGAUCCAGACUGAUGAGUGGAGAACUGGCUCUGUAGAAGAGAGGUUGGAAUAUGCACUUGUCAAGGGCAUUGAAAAGUAUGUUAUUGAAGAUACUGAGGAAGCAAAAGCAAACAAGGAGAAAUAUCCAAGACCUCUGCACAUCAUUGAAGGACCUCUUAUGAAUGGCAUGAAAGUAGUUGGAGAGCUCUUUGGUGCAGGGAAGAUGUUUUUGCCUCAGGUAAUUAAGUCUGCUCGAGUGAUGAAGAAGUCUGUGGGAUUUCUGAUUCCCUUCAUGGAGAAAGAAAGGGAGGAGAUGAGAGCCAUAUCUGGCAGUCUGGAAGAAGAUAAUCCCUAUCAAGGCACAAUUGUACUGGCGACAGUUAAAGGGGAUGUGCAUGACAUUGGCAAGAAUAUUGUAGGAGUAGUGCUGGGGUGCAAUAACUUCAGGGUAAUUGAUCUAGGUGUCAUGACUCCAUGUGACAAGAUACUACGAGCUGCAAUAGAAAACAAAGCAGAUAUAAUUGGUUUGUCCGGUCUUAUCACUCCUUCUCUGGAUGAAAUGAUUUUUGUUGCCAAGGAGAUGGAAAGGCUUGGUAUAAGAACCCCUCUGCUAAUUGGUGGAGCAACAACAUCCCGGACUCACACUGCUGUGAAAAUAGCACCACGAUACAGCGCCCCAGUUAUCCACUGUUUAGAUGCUUCGAAGAGCGUGGUUGUUUGCUCUCAGCUUCUUGAUGAAAAUGUCAGAGAUGAAUUCAUAGAAGAAGUAUCAGAAGAAUAUGAAGAUAUUCGCCAAGAUCACUACGACUCCCUCAAGGAGAGAAGAUAUUUGAGUUUAGAACAAGCCAGAAAUAAAGGACUGCACAUUGAUUGGCUUUCUCACUCAAAGCCAGUGCGACCCAAGUUGAUUGGAACAGAGGUUUACAAGGACUAUGAUCUUGAGAAGCUGCGUCACUAUAUUGACUGGAAACCUUUCUUUGAUGUGUGGCAGCUUAGGGGCAAAUACCCAAACAGAGCAUUUCCCAAAUUAUUUAAUGAUAAGACUGUGGGAGAGGAAGCAAAGAGAGUCUAUGAAGAUGCCCAGAAAAUGCUGAAUACGAUUAUUAGUGAAAAGAAGUUUGAGGCCAGGGGUGUUGUUGGUAUCUGGCCAGCUCACAGUGUACAAGAUGAUAUUCUGUUAUAUGCAGAAGAAGGGAAUAUGAAUUCCGCAGAAGCCAUUGCAACAUUUUAUGGCUUACGACAGCAGGCAGAGAAAGACUCUGCAUCCACUGACCCAUAUUACUGCCUAUCUGACUUCAUCGCCCCUAAGAAUUCUGGGGUUCAAGACUAUUUGGGAAUUUUUGCUGUGUCAUGUUUUGGGGUGGAAGAACUGAGCAAAGUGUAUGAGAAACAAGGAGAUGACUACAGCAGCAUCAUGACCAAAGCCCUGGGAGAUAGGCUGGUUGAGGCCUUUGCAGAGGAGCUUCAUGAAAGAGUCAGGAAAGACCUGUGGGGCUACUGUAGUGAGGAGCAACUGGACGUGUCUGACUUGCGCAGGAUAUGCUAUGAAGGCAUCCGACCAGCUCCUGGAUACCCUAGCCAACCAGAUCACUUGGAAAAAGUUACCAUGUGGAAACUAGCAGAUGUUGAAAGAACAACAGGAAUUAAGCUGACAGAGUCUCUAGCCAUGUCUCCCGCUGCUUCAGUCUCUGGACUGAUGUUCUCUAGUCCUAUGUCCAAGUAUUUUGCUGUAGGGAAAAUUUCCAAAGAUCAGGUAGAAGAUUAUGCUUGCAGAAAAAAUGUGCCAUUGAGUGAAGCUGAGAGAUGGUUGGGCCCAAUUCUGAGCUAUGAUCUGGAAGACUAGUAAAGCUCUUUUCAGAAUGGAAAACUCUGCUCUAACCAUGCUGUAUAUUGGACUGAUACAUCUUUAUAAAUCCACAAGACUACUGUAUAAACUCAGUUUUUUUAUAACAAUCAUGAACUUGGACCCAACAAAUACUGUGGGGUUGGGGUUAUGGGCUGAGGCAUGGCUUUGUGAGAAGUACUGCAGUGUCGUCCAACCCUAGAAUGCUUUUUUAAGAGAGGCUUCCUAUAUUUUCAAAUACUGUUUGUCACCUUAUGGACCCAAGGCCAUCAUAAAAACUGUCAUCCUGGUAAUGCACUUUCAGAGCCACACUACUUUACAUGUGUUUUAUAAGCUAUGCAUUUAACAGAAACGAUGGGGCCAUUACGGUUAUCUUAAUUUAUUGUUAUUAAUAACGGGAUGUUCAGCAAUGUUACUUAAGGGUGGAAAAAACUAUUUACCAAUGUAUGAGGAGGUAAAUAUUCAUAUACAAAUUCAAAUACACAAAAAGCCUAUCCUGUCAUUUAAAGGAUUGGUUCACCUAUAACUAGUAUGUUAUAGAAUGCCUGAUUCUAAGUAACUUUUCAAUUGGCCUUAAUUUUUUUUAUAGU